This is a messenger RNA of Closterium sp. Naga37s-1, 687 nucleotides long. The record is from the annotation of a GenBank genome assembly. NCBI's taxonomy places the organism in Eukaryota, Viridiplantae, Streptophyta, Zygnematophyceae, Desmidiales, Closteriaceae.
AUGUCUGCCUUGGUGUACGUCUCCCUUGGAGGCUCUGCCUCUCUGCUUUCCAACGGCUCCAUUCUUCUCACCAACGGCGAUGCCAGCCAGCAAGGCUCUGCCUUUGCGUCGCCUGCCAUGCGCCUCUUCUACAUUCCUGACAAGCGCUCUCCCUGCGGAACUGAGCUGGGCUUCCGAGUUGCCUUCAGCUUCGCAAUGAUCCCCGGGGAUCAGGGGGCGGGUGGGGAAGGCCUUGCGUUUGUGGUGACUGCUGCUGCUUCGAGCAAAGGGGCAAGCGUGGGGCUGGGAGGGGUGGGGAAGCGGAGUGUGGCGGUGGAGUUUGACUCGGUGCUGAGUGUGAAGCACAGCGACCCCAACGACAACCACGUGGGCGUCAAUGUGGGCGGCUCACCUGUGUCCCUCACCUCUGCCACGGCCCCUCUCAUCCUCAACGACGCCCACACCAAGCACGCCUGGAUCCACUACGACCCCACCAGCUGCGGCACUCUCCGAGUCUUCCUGUCCUCCGACCCCCAGCAGCCCCUCACCCCCGCCCUCACAGCAAGAGUGUCUCUCUGCUCCGUGCUCAAGCCCACUGCAUCCGACUCUCUCUUCCUCUUCGGCUUCGUCGCCCUCUCAGGCAGCCACCCCCAGAGACAUGCCAUUUUGUCCUGGAACUUUGUCACAGAUGUUCCCUCUUCUCUGUAG